Sceloporus undulatus (fence lizard) is the source of this 876-nucleotide messenger RNA. RefSeq names its product calcineurin-binding protein cabin-1-like. Gene Ontology annotation, molecular function: nucleosome binding. Gene Ontology annotation, biological process: chromatin organization. Gene Ontology annotation, cellular component: nucleus. The annotation marks the transcript as partial. The transcript is spliced from 5 exons. The record is from RefSeq and is a predicted model, not a curated record. NCBI's taxonomy places the organism in Eukaryota, Metazoa, Chordata, Lepidosauria, Squamata, Phrynosomatidae.
AUGUCCUUUCACGGCAUCUUUCCCCACGUCUGUCUUUUCUGCGCAGCCUGCCUGUACUUCAUCUGCAAGGCCCUGGAGCGCGACAGAUGCUACGCCAAAGGCUUAGUCCUGAAGGAGAAGAUCUUCGAGGAGCAGCCUUGCCUCCGAAGGGACUCCCUCCGUAUGUUCCUCAAAGGCGACUUCUCCGUCCACGACGUCGCCGUGGACCAAUCCGAGGCGGCGGCCAUCUUGGAGGAAGCGCUGGAGCUGCGCCGGAGGAGGCGGGCACUGUUGGUGCGCAAGACUGAGCCGGACCUGAAGCUGUUCCAGCCAAUCGCCAUUUUCACCUGGAAAUGUGUCGGAGAAACCCUAUUGGCCACCUACCGUCACAUGACCACCUGCGAACUGCCGCGGCCGAGCCUUGGAAAACGUGUUGACCUCUUGGAAUACCAGGACUUGGACCGGAUCUCGGACGGAGUGACCGCCUCCGUGGAUGCGGUCAGCAUCAUCCAGACCAAUACGGUCCAUGGCGGCGGCGGCGACCCUGUGACCCCUGUGUCCGAACCCGUCUUGACCUUCACCCCGGUGACCCCUACCUUCCCAAACGCCAGACUCUUGGACGCCAUUGGCGCCGCAGGCGACACCUCAGACAAGUCGAAGAAGGCGGCCAAGCGCAAGCGGAUCGCUGAGGAGAGCGGCGAAACUGCGAAGCGGCGCUCGGCGCGAGUGCGAAACACGAAGAGCAAGAAGGAGGAGAAAGUGGACUUCCAGGAGCUGCUGGUCAAGUUCUUGCCUUCACGCCUGAGGAAGCUCGACACGGAGGACGACACGGACGGCAUUUUUGGAAACUACGAGGUCCAUUCAGAGGCCAAGGAGGAGAGCUUCAACCCCGUCGGC